GGCUUCCCCCUCGAGCUGCUUCCCUUCUCCCGCUCCUUCCCACCCGUCCCCCUUGUUCUCGCAGAACGCUGCCUUAAAGAUGCUCUGAAAAUGGAGUUCCGCGGCUUGUUUUUCCUUCCAAGUCGUGCUCUUAAUUUGCCUUGGAGAUUCCGCUUGCUCACGGCGAUGCUGCCCUUGCUGCUCAAAUUUCUUUGUCUUGGUUUUACUCUUGGCAACGUGGUUGGGAUGUAUCUGGCUCAGAACUAUGAGAUUCCUAACAUUGCAAAGAAGCUGGAAGAUUUUAAGAAGGAUGUGGAAGCCAAGAAGAAACCUCCUAAUGACAAGUCCUGAAAGAGCAAUGUUCCCCAGGUCAACUCUGUGUGUGCACCGAGGAUGCAAUUUACCUUUCAGGCAGCAAAGGUCAAGUAGAGGGUUGGCAUGCUUAGUCUCCUAGAACUGGCAUAUCCUUCUUUUGAAAGGGCAGUGGUGAACUUUACCUGGGACUGAUUUUCAAAGGUUUCAGAAUUUGGAUUUGCAACUGAUACAUGACUGGAUGAUAUCAUUUGUAUUUUUCAGUAUUUCUUUUCCUAAUAUUUUGUAACCUGUUUUUACCUGAUCCAACUGGAGUGCUUUUGGUCCUGUUAAAAUGUGUUCCUCACACUUGAUAAUACCCUAGCUCUUAGAACAGCACAAAAGAAAUUAAAUGCAUCAAGAAGUAA
Molecule: messenger RNA, 698 nt
Organism: Poecile atricapillus (Black-capped chickadee)
Lineage: Eukaryota; Metazoa; Chordata; Aves; Passeriformes; Paridae
Product: short transmembrane mitochondrial protein 1
Exons: 3
Coding region: 91-330 (79 amino acids)
Source: RefSeq, a predicted model, not a curated record